Messenger RNA from Ceratitis capitata (Mediterranean fruit fly), 715 nucleotides. RefSeq names its product defense protein l(2)34Fc. Lineage: Eukaryota; Metazoa; Arthropoda; Insecta; Diptera; Tephritidae. The record is from RefSeq and is a predicted model, not a curated record.
ACAUACAUACAUACAUAUAUCGAGUAAAUUAAAUAAAUAGGAAAAUUUUUCAUUUCAUUCAAAAUUUCAAAAAUAACAGUUUUCCAUUUUUUCUUUUUAUAUUUUGCCUCAAAAUUCAAUCUAAGUCAAUUAAUUGCCAAAAAAAUGCUUCGUCUACUCGUGAUCGCGUUCUGCCUAGCUGCACCCAUUCACUCUUUAUCCUCGACUACUUUUCCAGAGGACUUUUGCAGUCAUGGAAAUGUGGAACACUACGAAAGUCCUGCAACGGAAACACUCCCGAAAGCUGCCACCGUCGAUGAGCCUAGCAAUACAAGUCAGGAAAAAUUUCAGCUACGUUUAAGCGGCGGACAUGGGGCUUUUUCUGGUUUUGCGAUUCAAGCACAAGAUCCCAAUGGUGCGCCUGUUGGUAAAUUUCAAAUUGUUGAUGGGUAUAAGUCAAGAACAACGACUUGCAGGAAUUCGGAUGAUACAAUCCUGCAUACGGAAGCUCAGCAGGAAAGACCGCUCAAGAGUGUUGACUUCUCUUGGAUACCUGCUGGUUAUCAAGGCAAUGUGCGUUUUGUUGCUACCCUGGCAAAGGAAGGCGGUCCAUGGGUGCGACGUACACUUAAGGAAAUAAACGUGUAAAGGCGAUGCACUCGAGCGAUGCAAAAUUGUUUGUGGAAUUAAAAAAUCAAUAAACGAUUUUAAGACAAUAAAGGAAGAGUAGGUUAAA